Ceratina calcarata is the source of this 1710-nucleotide messenger RNA. RefSeq lists its product as uncharacterized. The record is from RefSeq and is a predicted model, not a curated record. The coding region runs from base 242 to 946 and encodes 234 amino acids. The transcript has 4 exons. Lineage: Eukaryota; Metazoa; Arthropoda; Insecta; Hymenoptera; Apidae.
GAGGUAUAUGCAGGUAUAAGAUGGCGUCGUCCGACGGGUUCCGUGUUUCACGUUUGUAUUAGUGUUAUUUCUGUGUCACGAAUUUCAUAGUUUUCCGCAUUGCGAACGUAUAUACGUCUACUGUGAAGCAAUUCAAUAAAAUAUAUAAUUAAUAAGAGAAACAAGUUGAAUGACAAUUCAGUUUCGACGGGCUGACUUCAUUACAUUCCUCGGUUAAGAAGCAGAUAUUAUUUUAAGAGAAAUGCCGGACAGUGGGGCUGUUUAUCAGCCGACAACAGUGGGCUACAUGUAUGACAGCGGAGGUGAAGGGAUAGGAGGAGGCGGAACUACUUUUAGAAGUGGCUUUUGGAGAGUUAUAUCCAGACACAAGCUUAACUCCAGGAAAUGGUUGGAACUACUAUUAUCAUCUGCUGCCAUAUGUUUCUUUGUUGCUGGCUUUACUACGAUGCUGGUCAGCCUGGUCUUUGUUUCCGAGGAUCCACGAGAAAAUAAAGUCGAGGUGAAUGGAAGCCCAACUUCUCCAAGCACAGACAUCGAGGAACAUUCAGAGGACGAUGCGAGCAAUUCCAUAGCUUGCGGAGCAAGUAUGAUGCUGUUAGGGGUAUUAUCAGGGUGUGCCUGGGCCUGGCUGCGAUUCUUCAGGCGUGGCAAGUCUCCCAGAGGUGGAAUGGUCGGUAGCAGCGGUCAGAUGUUGGGCGGUUUGAAUCCAUCGACUGACUUGCUGGUGGGUUCCACUUCGCAGUACGGGCCGGUCCUCACGGAACUCCCGAGCCAGUUAAAAUCGAUGAAGCACCAUCAGCAGCAGCAGCAGGUUGAUACACCGCACGUGAUACCGCUGUCGGACCACGAGGAAGAGACGCGCACGCUGAUGCAGGAGGCGGCGACUCCCAAUCACACGGUGAACGCGUCCGGACCGAACACGAUCGCUAAUCAGUUGCCUGGUUGAAUAGAAAUUCUCCCGUCCCUGCGUUGAAAGGUUCGACUUCGAGCGAAUCGAGUUUAGAAACGACGGUUCAUUAUUUCUCCGUCGAGGACGUUAAGAAUUCUUUUCUACAUCAUUUCGAUAUUCUUAGCUACUUGGAAUUUGAUUAUUUCUAUCUACAAUCGAUCAUUGUAAAGCUGAAUGCACAUAUUGUGAAGUUAGAGAGAGGAUUCGUCGGUUUAAAGUUAGACUUAUCUGUUAGCGUCGUUCGUAUUCUGAUUUAGAAACCCUAAGCAUUCCUCCACUCCGUCCAGCAAUGGUUGUCGAUGCAUCAAUUAGAAUUACAUUGAAUCCAGGCAGUCUCUAAUUUAUUUUCGUAAAGAAAUUGUUAUUUUUACGUGGACUUUUAUUAUCGUUAAUAUUAAUUCUAGUUAUUCCUUGGGACUGGUAAGUGUAUAUAUAUAUACUAUAUGCAAGGGGGAAGCGCGUGUAUAUAUUAGAAUAAUCAUCGAUUAGUUGCAUUUAAGCCGCACAAUUUGUCGAAAUUUUACAUUCUAGGCGUCUCCGUACAAUCUUUUAUAUUAUUUUUUAACGACGGUUUGGUAGGAUUUUUCUUGACCGUUUCACAAUUUCUGGAUUCAAUGGCGUAGACUAGGGAAACUUUCGUGGUUAAUUAAGUUUUAAUUUCGUGACGAGAUAUGCUGUACUAUACACGAUUUUUAAUUAUCGUCGUUUCGUUGUAUGAUCAUGUAUACAAAUACAAAGAAUAAAUAAGAUUGAAUCAAGGA